UAACCUCUGAAGGAAAUGUUCCUUUUUGUCUUCAUAGAAGGUGUUGAUUAUGGGCCAACGUUUAUGCAAGAACCUGAUCAUGUGAUCUUCCCCAUGGAUUCAGAGGAGAAGAAAGUGUCCCUCAGCUGUCAAGCCAGAGGAAAUCCUGCCCCAGCCUACAGGUGGCUCCGGAAUGGAACCGAGUUAGACAUAGAAAGUGAUUACCGUUACAGUAUGAUAGAAGGAAGCCUUAUUAUCAACAAUCCCAGUGAAAUAAAAGAUGCUGGGCAAUAUCAGUGUUUUACCACCAAUGUCUAUGGUAGCAUUUUGAGCAGGGAAGCCACACUUCAAUUUGCAUAUCUGGGGAAUUUCAGUGGACGAACAAGAAGUGCUGUGUCAGUGAGAGAAGGUCAAGGUGUGGUACUAAUAUGCUCUCCUCCACUUCACUCACCAGAGAUCAUCUAUAGCUGGGUAUUUAAUGCAUUCCCCUCCUUUGUGGCAGAAGAUAGCAGGCGUUUCAUCUCCCAGGAAACAGGCAACCUCUAUAUAUCCAAGGUGCAACCAUCAGACGUUGGGAGUUAUAUCUGCCUCGUGAAGAACACAGUGACAAAUGCCAGGGUGCUUAGUCCUCCAACUCCAUUAACACUUCGAACGGACGGAGUGAUGGGAGAAUAUGAACCAAAAAUUGAGAUCCAUUUUCCAUACACAGUUACUGCUGCUAAGGGAUCUACUGUUAGAAUGGAAUGCUUUGCACUGGGCAACCCAGUUCCAACAAUCUCGUGGAGGAAAGUUAAUGGCCCCAAUCCGAGCAAAGCCCGCCUGCGGAAGUCCCAAGCAGUGCUUGAAAUCCCGAACGUGCAACUGGAAGAUGCAGGGACAUAUGAAUGCAAAGCUGAAAAUUCCCGGGGAAGGAAUGUCUUCCGAGGACAGUUGCAAGUAUACACAUAUCCACACUGGACAGAGAGGCUGAACGAUACCCAGUUAGACAGUGGGGAUCAACUCCGGUGGGAGUGUAGAGCUUCUGGAAAGCCAAGGCCAACUUAUCGCUGGCUUAAAAAUGGGAAUACUCUACGGCCAGAGAGCAGAAUUGAGAUGGUUAAUGGUGUACUGAUGAUCCACAGUGUUAAUCAGUCUGAUGCUGGAAUGUAUCAAUGCGUAGCGGAAAACAAGCACGGAGCCAUCUAUGCUGGUGCUGAAUUGAAGAUUUUAGCUUCUGCUCCAACUUUUCCCCUGAGUCAACUGAAGAAGACCAUAAUUGUUACCAAAGGCCAAAAAGUCACUGUGGAAUGCAAACCACAAGCGUCUCCCAAAUCAACCAUUGGGUGGAAGAAAGGAGAAAAAAACAUGCGAGAAAAUAAAAGGGUAACUGUUCUUCCAGAUGGAAGCCUGCAGAUUCUGAAUGCCUCCAAAUCUGAUGAGGGGAAAUACAUAUGCCGAGGAGAAAAUAUAUUUGGUUCAGCAGAAAUUACAGCUUCAGUAUUUGUGAAAGAACCUACCAGGAUAGACCUGUCCCCCAAAAGAACUGAGCUCACGGUGGGAGAAAGCAUUGUCCUCAGCUGCAAAGCUUUUCACGACCCCACCUUAGAUGUCAUCUUUCACUGGAGUCUGAAUGGACAGCCUAUCGAUUUUGAAAAAGAAGGUGGACAUUUUGAAAGCAUCAGGGCGGUGAGAAUCAGUUAAAAUCCAUUUUCUUUGAUGAGUUUAAUGGAAUGCAACAUGCUGAACAAAUCUUCAGUGCAAAUUUGCAGAUAUGACUGAAUUACAAUUAGGAGAAGGAUG
Crotalus tigris (Tiger rattlesnake) is the source of this 1758-nucleotide messenger RNA. Its product is annotated as contactin-5-like. The record is from RefSeq and is a predicted model, not a curated record. NCBI's taxonomy places the organism in Eukaryota, Metazoa, Chordata, Lepidosauria, Squamata, Viperidae. The transcript is spliced from 11 exons. Gene Ontology annotation, molecular function: cell-cell adhesion mediator activity. The coding region runs from base 16 to 1659 and encodes 547 amino acids. Gene Ontology annotation, biological process: brain development; cell-cell adhesion.